This is a messenger RNA of Quercus lobata, 1792 nucleotides long. RefSeq names its product glutamate decarboxylase 4-like. Lineage: Eukaryota; Viridiplantae; Streptophyta; Magnoliopsida; Fagales; Fagaceae. Gene Ontology annotation, cellular component: cytosol. Gene Ontology annotation, molecular function: pyridoxal phosphate binding; glutamate decarboxylase activity. The record is from RefSeq and is a predicted model, not a curated record. The transcript has 7 exons. Bases 73 to 1596 code for a protein of 507 amino acids. Gene Ontology annotation, biological process: L-glutamate catabolic process.
AAACACAAAACCACCAAGUACUAAGUUUCUUCUCUCUUUUGCUUUUGUCUUGUAUUCUGUUGAUCUUCAACCAUGGUGCUCUCAAAACCAGCUUCUGAUUCUGAUCUCUCGAUGCUUGCAACUUCUGCCUCUCGCUAUGUCCGGGAUUCACUCCCUAGGUAUGACAUGCCAGAGAAUUCAAUACCAAAGGAGGCAGCUUACCAAGUCAUACACGAUGAGUUGCUGCUUGAUUUCAAGCCAAAGUUGAACUUGGCUUCCUUCGUCACCACGUUGAUGGAGCCUGAGUGUGACAAGCUGAUCAUGGAGUCCAUCAGCAAGAAUUAUGUUGACAUGGAUGAGUACCCUGUUACCACUGAGCUUCAUAAUCGGUGUGUGAACAUGAUAGCACGUUUAUUUCAUACUCCAUUAGGAGAGUCUGAGGAUGCAAUUGGAGUGGGAACUGUAGGAUCAUCCGAAGCUAUAAUGCUAGCUGGCCUUGCAUUCAAGAGGAAAUGGCAAAAUAAGAGGAAGGCCGAAGGAAAACCCUUUGACAAGCCCAACAUUGUCACUGGUGCCAAUGUUCAGGUAUGCUGGGAGAAAUUUGCCAGGUACUUUGAGGUGGAGCUGAAGGAAGUGAAUGUGAGGGAAGGAUACUAUGUAAUGGACCCUGCCAAAGCUGUUGAAAUGGUGGAUGAAAACACCAUAUGCGUUGCUGCUAUCUUGGGCUCUACUUACAAUGGGGAAUUUGAAGAUGUCAAGCUCUUAAAUGAUCUCUUGCUAGAAAAGAACAAGCAAACUGGAUGGGAUACUCCAAUUCAUGUUGAUGCUGCAAGUGGUGGAUUUAUUGCACCAUUCAUUUAUCCAGAACUCGAAUGGGAUUUCCGACUUCCACUAGUGAAGAGCAUCAAUGUUAGUGGCCAUAAGUAUGGGCUUGUUUAUGCUGGAAUUGGGUGGAAUAUUUGGAGAAGCAAAGAUGACCUCCCUGAAGAACUCAUCUUCCACAUCAAGUACCUUGGAGCUGAACAAUCCACCUUUACCCUCAAUUUCUCUAAAGGUUCAAGUCAAAUUAUUGCUCAGUAUUAUCAACUAAUCCGCUUGGGCCAGGAGGGGUACAAGAAUAUCAUGGAAAAUUGUCACGAAAAUGCCAUGGUGCUGAAGGAAGGCUUAGAGAAGACUGGUUGCUUUGAGAUUUUGUCCAAGGAUGAUGGAGUUCCAGUGGUGGCCUUUUCUCUUAAGAACAAGAAAGGCGGUCACGAUGAGUUUGAGGUCUCUGAAAUGUUGCGUAGGUAUGGUUGGAUUGUGCCUGCAUAUCCAAUGCCAGCAGAUGCUCAACAUGUGAUUGUGCUUCGCGUUGUGAUAAGGGCAGAGUUCUCACGCACCCUUGCUGAGCGUCUUGUGCAUGACAUCACUACGGUUCUCCAUGAGCUUGAAAAGUUGCCCCCAAAAGUUAACAGUGAAGGGAAAGAAGUUCAUGUCAAUGUUGAAGAGAAUUGGAGCAAUGGUGUUGUGUCCAAGAGAAAGAGUGACUUGGAAACACAGAGGGAAAUCACUACUUAUUGGAAGAACUAUGUUAGUGCUCAGAAAGAAAUCAAGAGGCAAAAGGUCAUGGCCUCCUAAGAGUAUUAUGAAGAUGGUAGCUAACUCUGCUUAAGUCGAUAAAAAAAAAAAAAAGUGAGAACUUUUUAACACCAUUUGAAAAUUUUGUUUUUGUAUUUUUUUUUCCAGUAGCUUUGCGGAGCUCUAAUUAGUUUAUGUGUGUUGGUUCUCCCCCAUUUUGGCUACCAAGCUCAUAUAAUGACAAUUAAAGAUUGAC